Messenger RNA from Bemisia tabaci, 3057 nucleotides. RefSeq names its product probable G-protein coupled receptor CG31760. Lineage: Eukaryota; Metazoa; Arthropoda; Insecta; Hemiptera; Aleyrodidae. Gene Ontology annotation, biological process: G protein-coupled receptor signaling pathway. The record is from RefSeq and is a predicted model, not a curated record. Gene Ontology annotation, cellular component: membrane. Gene Ontology annotation, molecular function: G protein-coupled receptor activity.
AUCCCUAAAAGGUGUCGCGCGUCAAAUCUUCCCUCGCGCUCUCCGUCGAACCCCCGUUUAUCGCCCCCCAAAACAAACGUUAAAAUUUUGAAUCGUAACUGUUGUCCCGAUGCGCGUGACACUCCGCAGAGAGAGGUUCACGAAUCAUCCGAAAUGAGUUCGGGUCGAAGUGCUCGGGGGAAAAAAUAAAUUUCGUUAAUUAGAAAAAAAAAAUCAACCGGGAAUGUUGAUUACCGAGUGGAUUGUUGCGGACGUUUUACCUCUCGAUUGCUGGGAAGUUCGGAAUGUAGUGUCGGAGUGUUCUGAUAAUUGUUGAAGAGAAACAUCGGUUUAAAAAGAUUGAUUACAGUCUCGAAAACGGGUGCCAGACGUAUCUUAGGAUAAAACUCAAAAUCCUGGCUUCUUUCUGUCUUUAAUUUAAAGAAGUUUUGAAAUCUCUGAAAUAUGUAGUUACUACUCCUCCGCAAGCAAUCUAACGUUAUGUGUGGACUUACACUGGACAGCGAUUUACCGAGAAGAUAUCAUCUCUAACAUGGGCGUAUGAUGGAUGAGCCUAGGGCCAUUUUGGUCCUAUUUUUAUGUUUUAUCUUCCGUUCCACUGCAGAGGAUUUCCUCCUAACUUCAACUAAGGAUGAUGUGGAGGCCUCGUUACGCGCCAUCAGGGACGUGAACGUCGGCUCGAAAUGCGAAUCGGACGAGCACGUCAUCCUCUCGGCGCCCAUCAGCACGCACCCUUACGACACGGCCCGAAAAAAGGCUGACCUCUUCAGCCUCAUCCUCAAGAAAGGCCAAUUCUCUCACCCAAAUUUACACACCAUCGCGGAGAGCUUACUGAUCUCGGACCAGCACCUGACAGCAACUCGGGUUCUCUCCAUCAGCGCCAACUCCUCGGAGACCGACGCCGUCAUCCGCGACAUCAUCAGCUGGAACCGCUUCGUGAGCGAGCGCAUGGAGGUCGUGUCCAACGGGGAGGAUCACAUCGGGCCGGCGACCAGACUGGACGGCUUGGUGCCCACCGACCGCGAAUGGUUCGACAACGGACUCCUCCCCGGGUCCGACUACGACGGAGUCCUACCCCUAGGACCGCUCAAGAGACGCAAGUUCAUGUCCUACACCACCGAGUCCUUCACCAGGGGCUGGUGGACGUUCCCCUAUUACUCGUGCGCCAAACGCAAGUGGCUCCUCUCGUACAGUGUUCUUCUCCCUUCGUCCAAGCAAGGGAUCCGAGAGUUUCUUAGUUUUGACGUGGAUAUUUCAGACCUGAAAUUAGAUCAGUGUGAGUCACCAUUCCAUUCGACGUCAUCAGAGCAGAUGAACGUUUUUUUGGGAAGUCAUAAGUGCCACAAUGAUACUACUUACUGUUUACCACACGAAAGCAGCCAGGGUUGGAUGACUGGGUCAUACAGCUGCCACUGCAAACCAGGAUUUUACUCUUUGUCUCAUCACAGCGGAUUUGAAGGGGUUUUAGUUGAAGAAGCGUGGGCAGAGUACGAAAAAAACCUGAGUCAAGGCUACCGAUUGAACUUUACUUGUAAACCGUGUGCUGCCGGCUGUGAGACGUGUCGAAGUUCUGACCCCUGUCUAGCUCCUUACAAUUGGCCCUUCAGGAUAACUUUGCUGAGUAUAUCAAUAUUUUGCGCCUUCUUUUCUCUGUGUUUAAUCGGAUUCGUGUAUAAAAAUCGAAAAGUAAAAGUAUUCAAGGUUGCCAGUCCUGUUUUUCUCAGCAUUACGCUCUUUGGAUGCUCUAUCAUGUAUUUAGAGAUGGCAGCAAUAUUUCCUGUGCUAGACAAAAUUUCCUGCAGCUUCACGAAGUGGUUAAGGCAUUUUGGAUUUUGCGUGACCUACUCUGCUCUUCUGAUGAAAACCUGGAGGGUAUCGCUCACGCAUCGAGUUAAGUCGGCGCACAAGGUGAAGCUGACCGACCACCAGCUACUCCAGUGGAUGGUGCCUAUCCUGCUCGUCAUCAUUAUUUACCUCUCCACAUGGACUCUCAACGACCCUCCACACGGAGUAAAUAUCCGGGAUUAUAGAGGCCUUCUCUUCAAGCAGUGCUCUUACAAUUGGUGGGAUCAUAGUUUGGCCGCAGGAGAGGUUUUGUUCUUAGCAUGGGGAGUGCGAGUUUGUUAUAACGUUCGUAAUGCCGAGUCAUUGUAUAAUGAGGCGAGAAUGAUUAGCUAUGCCAUUUAUAACAUAGCUGCUGUAAAUAUUUUUAUGGUCUCACUCCACCUUUUCAUCCUGCCUAAUGCAAGUCCAGACGGGAAGUACUUCUUAGGAUUUAUUCGUACCCAAUGCAGCACCUCCGUCACUAUCGCACUCAUCUUUGGACCCAAAGUAAUGCGGGUGAUGAGGGGCCAAGGAGAUCAAUUAGACAAUAAAGCUAAAGCUCGCGCGGUAACAGCCUCCUUCUCUCCGAACGGGGUCGGCUUUUUGCCAGAGCCCACGACGGACCCCUAUCAAGAAAAUGAAGAGUUGAAGGAGGAGAUUCAGAAGCUUGCCGCGCAAAUUGAGUUCAUGAAAAUAAUUCAGAUGCAGCUGAACAACAGGCAUUUGAAACCAAAGGCUGGUGGGUAUUUCAACUACUCGAACACUGCAGUCCAUCUCCAAAGUCCGCUUGGUAAAUCGCCGCCCUUCUCGAAAACGGAGUGUUCGGCAAUUUUGCAAGAAGACAAAGACAAAGCUAUUGCUUAGUUUGAUAGACUUCAUCUCGCUGUGAUAUUUGUUUUUCUUUUUUACUCGUCCUUAUUAAUGUUAAGUCGGUAGUUUCUAAUUGUUAAAUAUCUAUAACGUCUUUUGAAACAGAUUCAGUGGCGUGGCGUGCUUUUUGAUCUAUAGAUAUUUCUCCAUUUGAAGCUGUGGUAAAUAAUCGAUUAUUAAGAUGUUCGCUGCGAACACCCUGUUUAUCGAUACUUUUCCAUUGGUUUAAAUGGCAGAUCAAUCGAUCAAAGCACACCACGCCAUUGAACGGAUUGGUUGAAUUACCUCUGAUCAUGGUUGUUUUGUUGUUGUUUCGAAUGAUUUAAAUAUCCUUUGUGUAUAAUAAAACCUAUAGGAAAACGA